AUGGCGGAAUCUGUUCUUGCCCUGGAACAGUGUCUAAUUGCUACAAGAGGUAAGGUGGAACGCAUCCGGCGUUCAAUCGAAACCGCGAACCAGGAUCACGAUAAAGCGCUAGUUGGUAAGGCUCAGGGGGCCAUAGAUCAACAAACACUGAAUGACAACAAUUACGAUGGAGCGUGGAGGAUUUUGGCGAAGAAAUUCGAAAAUCUCCGAACGGUGGUCCAAGGCCAUAUCACUCAACUACUGGCAGUGAAACCCAUGGCGAGGGAGAGCCAUCUGGAACUGAAGGCCCUACUUGACGGUGUGGAGAAACGAUUGGAGUCUCUUGCAUUCCACAACCUUAAGAUGGAAGACAAGUUGUCCGAAUCGAUACUCGUGAAUCUGGUCAUCUCCAGAUUAGAUGCUGAAACACGCAGGGCAUGGGAGGCCACUGUGGAACAUGGACAGCUGCCUGAAUAUGAGGAAACCAUGAAGUUUUUGCGGGAACGCUGCUACAUGUUAGAGCGGUGUGAGCCAUCUGCAAAUCCGCCUAAGACCAAACACUUGACGAACCAACGAUGUGGUGUUCUGCCGACAAUGAGCAAGGUGCAUGCGGCUACUGUUCCUCAGAUGAAUUGCUGUCCCAUUUGCAAUGAUGAGCACUCGGUUGAAAUUUGCGAGGUGUUCAAAAAGAUGACCGUGAACAGUCGUUAUGCCAAGGCUAAGCAGCUUGGUCUAUGCUUUUUGUGUUUGAAGCGAGGACAUCGCACGGCAAAUUGCAAGGCCGACGGAAGUAAGUGGUGCGGCUGCAGGAAUAAGCAUCACAGCUUGAUGCAUCCGAAGGACAAGGUCGAGAACAAGGAUGGAGCGGUGGACAAGGUCGAAGCGGUUCCUAUUGCUGACGCUUCUGGGAGUGUUCAAGUUCCACGCACUGUGGCGAAAUGUGAAGUUUCCACUACCACUGCCGUAGCAGCGAAACAGGUAUUGCUGGCGACUGCAAUCGUGAACGUGAUCGAUGCUGGAGGGACAACCAUAAGUGCCGUACAUUACUCGACUCCGGCACAAUGGCAAAUUUUAUUUCAGAGAGGAUGA
Messenger RNA from Armigeres subalbatus, 1068 nucleotides. RefSeq lists its product as uncharacterized. Bases 1 to 1068 code for a protein of 355 amino acids. The record is from RefSeq and is a predicted model, not a curated record. NCBI's taxonomy places the organism in Eukaryota, Metazoa, Arthropoda, Insecta, Diptera, Culicidae. The transcript has 2 exons.